AUGAGAAUAGAAACAUUCAAUACACAUUUUCUCCUUUUCAUACUUUCUAUUAGCGAGGCUCAACCCAUCUCCCUUUCAAUGACCCAAAACGACAACACAUACACAUCCAUCUUCAACAACUACGACAUGUUACUGAUAUUCUUCGCCAUCAUCUUCAUCACCGUAGAAAGAAAGCGAUCACCGGACUAUGCUCGAGGAAUCAAAGUCUCAAAUCGACCGUUCUCGUGGCAAUGGGGUCUGUCUUCUAACAACGCAAUGGAGGAUACUAACAUCAUUAAGAAUUAUACCCAUCGUUAA
Arabis nemorensis is the source of this 297-nucleotide messenger RNA. Lineage: Eukaryota; Viridiplantae; Streptophyta; Magnoliopsida; Brassicales; Brassicaceae. The record is from the annotation of a GenBank genome assembly.